ACGAUGAGGUGCGGAAGGUGGACCUGGUCUCGGCCUCGGUGGUGGUGGUGGGCGUCAUCGCCGCCGUCCUGCUCUGCGUCCUCGUCGUCGUCGUCGUCGUCAUGACCCUCUACCACAAGCGCAAGACCAAGCGCAUCUCCGAGAAGUAUGAGGAGGAGCUGACCCUCACCCGGGAGAACUCCAUCCGCCGCCUGCACUCGAGCCACAGCACGGACACCCGCACCCAGCUGGAGGAGACGCUGCAGCUGCGGGCAGAGAGCCGCCAGGGCAGCCUGCGGGGGGACAGCCUGCGCGGCACCAGCAUCUGCUCGGCCAUGAGCGAGGAGCCCGAGGGCCGCAGUUACUCCACGCUCUCGACCGUGCGGGAGAUCGAAACGCAGACCGAGGUCCCUGCGGCGCCGGCGGGGAAGGAGCCCAAGGACGAGGAGGAGGAAGGCGGCGGCGGCCCCGGCGGCGACGACCCCAUCAAGCAAGCCAUGACCCACUUCGUGCAGGAGAACGGCAUGCUCCAAGCCAAGCCCACCACCAACGGCAUCUACAUCAACGGCCGCGGGCACCUCGUGUGAGCCGCUGCCCAUGGAGGUUGUUGG
Pezoporus flaviventris is the source of this 590-nucleotide messenger RNA. RefSeq names its product nectin-4-like. The record is from RefSeq and is a predicted model, not a curated record. The transcript has 4 exons. The annotation marks the transcript as partial. NCBI's taxonomy places the organism in Eukaryota, Metazoa, Chordata, Aves, Psittaciformes, Psittacidae.